CAAUGAGUGUUAGGGAUAGAAUAACAGAUGAAAUUAAAGAAUUUAUCCUAAAUCGUGGCAGGUGGAAACCACCUAUUUCACCUAGAGAAGAUGGUUGGUUUAUUGAUGCAUCUCAACCUAAACAAAGUGAUGUUACAUUAGAAGCUCAAACACACAAUAAUAAUAUUGAUGACUUUGAAAAUAAUAUAAUUCCUCCGACGGGUGAAAUUUUUGAUGAAUUGGUUGAUUCAUCAAGUGUAUCAGUCCCAGAACAUUUACUUGUAAGACAAGAAAAUCUUGAAGAAGAAGAUCUUAAAGAAUUAAAGGAUUAUUUUGAAUUUGCCAAAAACAUUCUAACACAACGAAAACAAGUUCUUGAUUAUUCAGAAACUGCGGAAAACACCCAUAUGAGAGGAGUCCGUUUAAAAGAUGAAUUGAUCGAAGAAGAAAAUCAUCCACGUGGUGGAUCAGUGGAAAAGGAUUAUAUUGCACGUGUUAAUGAACUCAACAAUCGAGUUGAAGCUUCUUGGAAUUCAAUGGCUGAGAAAAUUCUUUAUCCAGAACAUGAAAGUCAUGACCCAUCCGAAAAUGAUAUUGUUCGUGAAGGUGUCGCCGCCUACCAUAAGAAUUUACAAGGUUUACUUCAAGAAACAGAAGAAGCAUUAAAAAAUUAUCAACGUGCUUUAAGAUUUGUCAAAAUGGCUGAAGAGUAUAAAAAGGAAGCUGCUAGAUUGGAAAAAUGGCUUACCAAAAAGGAUGAUUUUGUCAACAAUCGUAAAUUUGACGUGUUUCAAGAGCCUUGUAAAUUCACUGCCAAAGAUGUAGAGGAUUAUGUAUCUGGAAAUGCUCAAAUCGUAAUGGAUGUUCAUAAUUUUGAUAAUGAUGAACUUAAAGUUCUUCAUGCAAAAGUUGCUGAUUUAGUUGCUGAAAUAAAAUCUGUCGGAACAAAAUGUGUUAAUACCGAAGAACUAGAUAAUAUGAUGUCCAACCUAGAUACAAAACUUAAUGUACUUCAAGAUGAUAUUCAACUCUUACGUCAACGUGAACCUGACGAAGUAGAUGCUGCACAAAAACGACUCGUUUGGGAAGAUUCAUAUAAAGAAUUUCGUCCAUUUGUUGAUACCUCUCUAAAAGAAUCAAAGGAUUUUAUUGCAUCCAAAGCAUCAUGGAAACUUAACACUCCUGAAGAUAAAUCUUUACGCGAAGAUCUCGAUCAGGAAUAUUCUGCAUUCAAAGAAAAAGUUGAAACUCAUUUACAAACUUUUGAAACUGAUCAUAAGUCUAAAUAUGACGCAUUUAUUGAAGCUAGUGAAAAAUUAACUGAUAAAGACCGCAGGAAUAACAUUGAAAAACGUCAAUCUAAUCUUGAAAAUGAUGCAAAUAAACUUAAUGAACAUGUGUAUUAUACCCGUGAUCUCUUGGAUCAACGUGCUGCUGCUGUUGAGUAUAAUUUUGAAGCGACAGCUUUGGAUAAAGUUGCAACUGAAAUUAAAAAUAAUUUGAUUGAAGCAGAGAAAAAUGUUUCAAAAGGUCCUAGUGAAAUUGAUUUUGAAACAAAUCUUAAAGACUUUAACCAAAAUGUUAAAACAUUAUGGGAAGAGCAUGGGUCAAAAAUUCCAUAUCCUACAAGUCCUAUAAUGAAUGAAGUAAAAGUUACUAAAAAUACAGUUAUUAAAGAAGCUGCUCAAAAACGACUUUCUUCUUUGGAGUCUAUGG
Molecule: messenger RNA, 1695 nt
Organism: Racocetra persica
Lineage: Eukaryota; Fungi; Glomeromycota; Glomeromycetes; Diversisporales; Gigasporaceae
Source: the annotation of a GenBank genome assembly